Molecule: messenger RNA, 757 nt
Organism: Ipomoea triloba (trilobed morning glory)
Lineage: Eukaryota; Viridiplantae; Streptophyta; Magnoliopsida; Solanales; Convolvulaceae
Product: LOB domain-containing protein 12
Exons: 2
Coding region: 138-719 (193 amino acids)
Source: RefSeq, a predicted model, not a curated record
UUCUCUUCUCCUUCCGGCCUCUGAUCUUCCAAUAAUUAUAUUAACACGUACCGUACCGGAUCGAUCUUUAAUUUGCUUUUUGGUAGCUAACCAUUGGCAGGUUUAGUUUGAUUGCGGUGGUGAGCUAGGCGGCAGAAAUGGGCGGAGGAAGCUCUCCUUGCGCUUCCUGCAAAUUGCUUAGGCGCCGCUGCGCCAAAGACUGCAUUUUUGCCCCAUACUUCCCUCCUGAUGACCCUCACAAGUUCGCCAUUGUCCACAAGGUUUUCGGCGCAAGUAAUAUCAGCAAAAUGCUCCAGGAACUUCCGGUGCAGCAACGAGCCGACGCGGUGAGCAGCCUGGUAUACGAAGCGAAUGCGCGGAUGAGAGAUCCGGUGCACGGCUGCGUGGGGGCGAUCUCGUAUUUGCAGAACCAAGUGUCGCAGCUGCAAAUGCAGCUGGCCGUGGCCCAGGCCGAGAUACUAUGCAUCCAGAUGCAGCAGCAAGAACCCGCCGCCAUCUUGCCGCCUCAUCAUCAACUCUACGGCGUCGGAGAAGACAAAUCUUCGCUCCUUGUGUCCACUACAUCCACCGCCGCCGCAAAUAUUAACGCUGCGUUUACUUCCAACCUGGACACCCUCCAGCAGCUGCAGUACCAGCUGGCAGGUUUUACCUCUUCUAGCAAUACCGCCGCCGCAACCGCAACGCAAGACCCUCUAAAAAGAGAGUCUCUCUGGACUUGAUCGGACAUUAUAUUAUAUAUGGAAGCUAAUUAAGCUAA